Messenger RNA from Dipodomys ordii (Ord's kangaroo rat), 1843 nucleotides. RefSeq names its product SET and MYND domain containing 4 (gene Smyd4). Gene Ontology annotation, molecular function: protein binding. The transcript has 11 exons. The record is from RefSeq and is a predicted model, not a curated record. Bases 210 to 1535 code for a protein of 441 amino acids. Lineage: Eukaryota; Metazoa; Chordata; Mammalia; Rodentia; Heteromyidae.
UCCAAAGGACAGUCGGCGCUGUUCCUGAUAACUCUGCUGCUAAAUAUAAUCAGAGCAGUGACCUGGUUCCACCCGCUGCAGGCCUUCGGUCUGCCUGCGCCAGGCCCUAAGCUUGACACUGGGGGUCUUCUGAAGAUAAAUCUGACCCGGCCCCUGCGCUCAGAGGAAAGCCACAGUCUGUCCCGGGAGUUAGAGCGAUUUAAAGUAGCAUGGAUCUGCCUGUGGAUGAAUGGAAAUCCUACAUACUUCAGAAGUGGUCUUUACUCCCAAAGGCUGUGCGCGUCACAAUUUCUACAGCAGAAACUUUGAGUGAUAUCUUUCUUCACUCCUCUUCCCUUCUUCAACCUGAGGAUGAGAUGUUUUUGAAGAAGCUAUCUAGAGGUUAUUCGGUAGGAAAGGAUCCUGAUGCUCCUUUUUUCUACAGAGAAGAAGGAAACAAAAAAUUCCAGGAGAAGAAUUAUAUAGGAGCCGCAGUACUGUACUCUAAGGGAGUUUCCCAUUGCAGUCCUGACACAGAGGACAUUUCACUGUGCUAUGCCAAUCGCUCUGCAGCCCUGUUCCGCCUGGGUCAGUAUGAAGUGACCAUGCAGAGUGUUGUUGAUCCACAAGAAAAAGCUAUGGCAUUACCUCCUCCUCCCCUGGAGGCAUGGAAUAUUUCCAGAUCUAAAGAGAGCUUCGUUACCAGCAGCAAGCAGGUACGCCUUGCCACAGGCAUCUUCCCUGUUGUCAGUCUACUGAACCACUCCUGCAGCCCCAACACCAGCCUGUCCUUCGCUGGCACUGUCGUCACCAUUCGGGCAACACAGCAGAUUGGAAAAGGGCAAGAGAUUCUCCACUGCUAUGGGCCUCAUGAGAGCCGGAUGAGUAUUGCUGAAAGGCAACAGAAGCUGAAGUCUCAGUACUUCUUUGACUGCAGCUGUCCAGCUUGUCACACUGAGGAGCUCAGAACAGCUGUGGGGCCCAGGUGGGAAGCCUUCUGUUGUAACAGUUGCAGAGCACUUAUGAAGGGAAAUGCUGUACUGAGCUGUGACACCAGAUCUUGUGCAGAAUCCAUCAGUAGGGACCAUCUGCUCUCUCGGUUACAGCAACUUCAACAGCACGUUGAGAUGGCCCAGAAGCUUCUCAGAAAUGGUAAACUAGAGCAAGCCAUCCAGCAGUUGUUAGUGUACCAGCAAGAUGCCAAGAGCUUCCUGUGGAGAGAGCACACCAUGGUGGGGAAGAUUGAGGAUAACCUGGCCCAGGCUUAUGCCACCUUAGGGGACUGGCAAAAGUCUGCUGCCCAUCUACAGAAGAGUCUCCAAGUGGUUGAGGCCCGCUAUGGGCCAACCAGUGUUGAAGUGGGCCAUGAGCUCUUCAAACUGGCUCAAGUCUUGUUCAAUGGGUUUGCAGUACCUGAGGCUCUGAAUACCAUACAGAAGGCAGAAAAGGUCCUCAUGGUGCACGUCGGCCCUCAGAGCAGUGAAAUCAAGGAGCUCCAAGAAAUGAGAUCUUGUUUAUUGGACUUGCCACCAGCCCUUGUGGGGCCUUCAGUAUAGAAUCCCCAAGGGACUCUGGCCACAGGAAAGGAGCCCUGGCAGAUGAAUUGAAAGAGUGGUCCUGCUGCUUAGCUGUCAGCUGAAAGGCAGUUUGCCCAACAGCCAUCCUAGUGUGUUAAGGGCAGGGAAAACUGGAAAAUACUACACUUGGAGAGAGACACUCACGCAUUCAUGGACGUACCUUGAAUAGCAAACAGCUCUUCAGAAAACUAGUACACAGAAAAGACUUCCAACUAGAAUCUGGAGAGGCCUGUUUCUUUAAAAAGAUUGUAGUUAGUCAGGCACCAGUAGCUCGCCCUAUAAUCCUA